This is a messenger RNA of Ceratina calcarata, 1288 nucleotides long. Its product is annotated as copper transporter 5.1. The transcript has 5 exons. Gene Ontology annotation, biological process: copper ion transmembrane transport. Gene Ontology annotation, cellular component: plasma membrane. The coding region runs from base 433 to 1167 and encodes 244 amino acids. Lineage: Eukaryota; Metazoa; Arthropoda; Insecta; Hymenoptera; Apidae. Gene Ontology annotation, molecular function: copper ion transmembrane transporter activity. The record is from RefSeq and is a predicted model, not a curated record.
GACGAACGACCACGAACGACGGUGCCGAUCGGAGACGUCUUGUGCCUUCGCGCCAAGUUUUGUUAAAAAGAGGAUCGCGUCUCGUUUCUCGGUUCACUUUUACUUUGACAAAAACUUUCUUCACUUUCUCUCACUCACACGCAAUCACGCACGAUUACACAUUAUAAAAAAAGGAUUCACGCUACAUUUAGGAUCACGUGACUCACCGUCUCCUAGCAACUUUGAACGAUAUAAAAUCUGUGAAGGGCUCACUGACCACUGUAGAUCUCACAUUUUCUAUAUUGUCGCAAUUGUCGUACGUUCUGUUAUUGCUCGACUUAAGUACGAUGCACACACACGCUGCGAAAGUUAAGUUUCUCCAAAUACGCAACGAGUACGUGUAUUCUCGAACUGUCGUAUCAUCGUCGCAUCGCAGGCUACCGCUACGGCGUUAUGCGUAAAAAUAAGGUCGUAACGGAAACAUUGAAAACUAUGCGAAUGUUUAUGAAACAUGAGACGAACCCUCGCUGCUUUAUCAGGAAUUGGGUAAAGCUAGGUACUAUGGCUCGAUGCAGUAUCACGUAUUGCGAUCCUUAUCAAUUCAACCACCACAAUUUUGUUGUACCACGGAAUAAUCGUACACAAACGUGUUACAGGUACUAUGUCACUACAACAGCAAGCUUCUUCUGUACCUGCUUAGGUCUGUUCGCGCUCGCGAUACUGUACGAGAGCAUGAAGAUUUUACAAAUCAAACUAAAACAGAACACCGUACCGCAAAGUACAAGCGUAUCGGAGGGCUCCUGUUUGUUGUCUAAAAUACUGACGAGAUCCAUUGGGCCGAAUGCUUCUAUAGAGGGUAUAAGAUGGCCUGCGUGGUGCUUCCAAGUAUUUCACUGGUCUAUACACACAUUUCUGAGCUACCUUUUAAUGUUAGCUGUAAUGACGUAUAACGUAUACGUAAACGUUGCUAUUGUGCUGGGAGGAUGCCUGGGAUAUUGGAUAUUCGGACCCAGACUCAUAGAACUCAACAUGAAGCAGUUUCAUGACAAACAGAGAUUGUUAGAUUGUGAUAAGGAAUGUGCAGAACACAUAAUGAACGAAGAGAGGCGUGGAUCGACAAUUUCUAUCGUUGCCGAGCAACUGGUUACAGAGACCACUGUUGAAGUUCACGUACCAGGUACUAUUUGAAAAGCCUUACACGAACGACAACGAGUUUGUACUCGAGCAGUGUAUACACCCGAUUACUUCCUGUACGACUAUGUAGUUUUUGUAUAUGUCACUACAAUACACGUAUUUUUUCAACGAAAAA